AUGAUGAUGAGCUUGGCAUGGCUACUCUACAUCAUCACCACGUCCGCCGCGGCCGACGAUCAGUCGUCCCCGCCGGUCCUAGACACGGACGGGCAGCCCGUGAUGCGCGGAACAGACUACCACAUCCUACCCGCCGCCGCCGCCGCGACCGACCCAGCCGGCGGGCUGACCCUGGCCUCGCUGCCCAGCCCGAACCGCUGCCCGCUCUACGUCGCCCAGGAGCCCCCGGAAGCGGCGCCGUCCGAGGGGCUCCCGGUCCACUUCUCUCCCGUGACGGCGGGCGAGGACGUCGUCAGAGAAGCGAGGGACGUGGUUGCCACAUUCUCCGUCGCCACGACCUGCGCGAGGUCCACGUCGUGGAGGAUCGGCGUGGAGGAUGGGGAGACCGGGAGGAGGUUCGUCGCGACGGAAGGGCUGCCGUCGUACUUCAGGAUCAACGCGACGGCGACCGGCGGCGCGUACCAGAUCGCGAGCUGCGAAGGCGGGCCUAGGUGCGGAGCUGCCGGCAUUUUGAUGAGGGAAGGUGGUAGGUUCCUGGCUCUGGAUGGCCCCGCUUUUCCCUUCCGCUUCAAGAGGGUGUAG
Molecule: messenger RNA, 582 nt
Organism: Linum tenue
Lineage: Eukaryota; Viridiplantae; Streptophyta; Magnoliopsida; Malpighiales; Linaceae
Source: the annotation of a GenBank genome assembly